AUGCAGGCCACAGCUCCGCCUUCUUCCGUGACCCAGCUGCCUACCGCUGCCCUCGAGCUGGCUGCAAAGAUGUUCGACUUUGCCAGGAAUGGGAAUGAGGAAUUGCUGCCUUACCUCGAAGCGGGCUUGCCACCUAACCUUACAAACAACCGCGGAGACACGCUGCUCAUGCUCGCAGCCUACCACGGACACGCCUCCCUGGUACAGAAGCUCCUUGCCCUCCCCCGGCGUCCAGAUACGAACCAGCUCAAUGGUCGCGGCCAGUCCAUCCUAGCCGGAGCCGUCUUCAAAGGCCACAACGAUGUGAUCCCCCUGCUUCUCGCAGCAGGUGCAGAUCCGCUAUCGGGUCAGCCGAGCGCAGAGGAUUCGGCCAAGAUGUUCAACCGGUGGGAGGGGGAGAAUGGACUCAAGGAGGCUUUUGAGAGCGCACCUGGACGUGGAACGGGAGCGAGGGAUGCACCCCCUGCUGUAGAGGAUAGGGAGGAGGUGAGGAGAGUGCCAGGUGCUGGACCUCAGGACGGUACACAGGCACAGUAA
Molecule: messenger RNA, 537 nt
Organism: Microstroma glucosiphilum
Lineage: Eukaryota; Fungi; Basidiomycota; Exobasidiomycetes; Microstromatales; Microstromataceae
Exons: 3
Coding region: 1-537 (178 amino acids)
Molecular function (GO): protein binding
Source: RefSeq, a predicted model, not a curated record